ACUGAAUGACGGCAGGUCGCUAUGGAAACUGCGUUACGCUCCUGGCGGUCGGAGGAGAAAACAAGAGCGCGAGGACUCAUUUCGGUCCUCAUUUCAGCACCACGCGCCUCCUGGACAGCGCCCGAAUGAACUCGCGCACAGACUCCAGCCUCGUUUGCCUCGGAAGGGACAGAGUCGCAUCAGCACCGAGUCUAACCGGACAGGAUAGGGACCUCAGAAGAAAAACAAACCCACGUACAAGAGACACAGACUCUGCGAACCUGAAGGUCGGUGGAUACUUUAGGUUUAAUUCCGCUGUCAAGCCAGGAGCCAGUCGCUCCCUCAAAUGCCACAGCAACAGGGCAGCAGCAUGUCUGAAACCAAAUCCAGCCAGCGGUUCCACAGCCUGAAUGCCGAGCAGGUGGAGGUUCUCCAUCAGGUUCUGUCAGAGGUGGUUCCAAUCCACGGACGUGGGAACUUCCCCACGUUGGAGCUGCGUCCUCGAGACAUCAUCAUAGCUGUUCGGGCCAGGCUGCAGAAGCAGGGGAUCACUGUCAGAGAUGUUCGUCUGAACGGCUCCACGGCCAGCCACGUCCUCGUCCGAGACAACGGAACCAGCUACAAGGACCUGGACAUCAUCUUUGGAGUGGAGCUGCCCAGUCAGGAGGAGUUCCAGGUAAUCAAAGAGUCAGUGCUGGGCUGCUUGCUGGACUGCCUACCUGCCGGGGUCAACAGGGAGCGGAUCAGCAGCGCGACAAUGAAGGAGGCCUACGUCCAGAAAAUGGUCAAGGUCUUCAAUGAACAUGACCGCUGGAGCCUCAUCUCCCUCUCAAACAACAGUGGCAAGAAUCUGGAGCUCAAAUUUGUGAGCGCGUUGAGGAGGCAGUUUGAGUUCAGCGUCGACUCCUUCCAGAUCAUUCUGGAUCGUCUCCUGGAGUCCUACAUGCAGCAGGAGUCACAGCACAAAACUAAUACUGUUGAUCUUAAGGAGCAGCCUGCAGAAAAUCAGAAUAAAGACUCUACUUCUCUGCUUAAACAGCCCACUGCUCCAGAAACAGAGAGGACCACUGGUAGAGACUCAUCCAGCAAAGAGGGUGCUCCAAUCAGCCAGAACCAGCAGAGAGAUGAGGUGCACGAAAAGGGGUCGCAGACAGACCUCUCACAACAAACUGAACAUUCAAACCAGACAAAAGAGUCCAAAGUUGAAAAAGACAACAAAGAGGAAACACCUGCAGAGCGUAAAGACAUGUCAGAACAUAGAGAAAAUUUAAAGGAGACAGACGUCUCUGAGCAGACACCUCUAAACCCAUUGUCAGAACAGAAACAAACCUCUGAGAAAACUGAAACACCAACACCAACACAGAUUGAACUCAGACAUGAGCCAGAGCUCUCGGACAACACCAACUGCUCAACGAAGGUAGAACAGUCAGAGCAAAUCCAGUCCAACGAGGGCCACCAACCAGCACAUUCAGAUCACGAGGAACUCUCUGUCCGGAAAGAACCAUCUAACCACAAAAAACCCCCCGAUGAACAGAAAGAUCUCACCGAGCAAAUGGGAGAGUCCAAGUUGCCAGAAAACUCAAACGAAACCCAGGCAGAAUCUUUAAACCUGGAAGAAGAAUCACACGCUACAGAGCACUCUGAUAAAACAGACAUCUCUAAGUGUUUCAAUGUGGAUCAGAGUAGCAAUGAUAAAGAUAAAACACAACAUGUGUCUGCUGCAGACGCUAUCACAUUUCCACAUGCUAAGGUAGAGACACAGUUAGCAGAUGAAAGAAAAGUAGAAACAGAGACAGGGGAGCAGACACAAGCAGAGAGGAAAAAUGACUCUGAAACCAGCGAAAUGGCAGAAGAGAUUUUAGCAUCAGAAGCAAAAAACACAGAAAACACACAGGGUAGUGAUUGUUCCUGCUCCUCCUCUUCCAUAUCUCUUACAUUUCACAACACACAACCUACCGGCACACAGGAUACACUGGAGGUUCACAGCACAGUACACACAGAUAACUCAGAAAAAUCAUCUAACAUACUUGAUGCUGUCAGCCCUCCAGAUACUCAGGAUAUUUUACCUGCACCACCCAGCCUUGUUUCUGACAAAAAGACCUCCUCUUCUCCCUCUAGUAAGGCCUCAGAUAGACUAUCUCACAUGGUGGUGCUCAAACACUCGUCUCCCAAACCCCCCCGGAGGAUGUGUAGGAAGGUUACCCCGAGUCCUAACUCCGGUCCGGCCUCUGAAAGUGAACCUGUCAUAGCGCCAUGUGUAGAUCCAAACCCCUGCCCCAGCCCUGAACCUGAGAUAGCCUUUAACCCCAAGCCAACAGCUCCCAUUUCAGACCCUACACCUACUCCAACAACCAGUAUCAUUACUAAAACAAACCCCGAGCUUGAACCCAACCCUUCCAGUGACCCAGCUUCAAAGCUAGACCUUACCUCAGAUCCUGAUCCAGCCCCUGAUAUAGUCUCCACUUCUGCUGUGGAGCCCAUGUCUUUACCUCAAGAGCCAUCGUCCUCUCAGCCAAUCACAGAUGGUUCAUGUGAGACGAGCCUAAAAGAGGAACCAUCUACACAUGUGGCUUUUGAUGAAGAAAGCCAGUCCUCGCCUGAAGAACCUGUCUCUACAUCCAAACAAUCAGAGUCUCUCGACUCAGCGGACACGUUAGUGUCACACACUGAUGCGUCCAGCUCAAACACCCAAGAACCUGUUCAUACCUCAGAAGUUGAGCUCAGCGAUGAAGACGAAAACAGAGAACAACCGACCAAAAAGAUGGAGUUGAAUCAGCCAAACACCAGCCCACAAGAGACCACACUCAGUUCACCCUCCUCUUCCCACUGUGUCACCCCUCCCGUUUCCUGUCCCACCCCUCCCGUCCUCAGUCUCUCCCCUCCCUGCUUCACUCACUCACCCCCCAGUCUCAGUCCUCCCCCAUGUCCUACCCCUCCCCCUCAUUGCCUCUCAUCUCCGAUGCCGAGCACCGCCAGCCUUGCUACGAGCUUUAGCUCUCCACCCCUGAGUUUCAGCCCUACCUCAUCCUGCCUCAGCUCACCUCCUUACCUCACUCCUCCUAUGCUCAGCCUUAGCCCUCCUCCACUCUGUCUUACCCCACCUUCCCCCUGCCUCAGCCCUCCCCUCCUCUGCCUCACUCCCCCAGUGGAGUCAGAGGACCUUGUACCUCAGGUAUCUUCAGACAUGGAGCCUUUGAUACUGAACACAGACAGCGAGGAACAGAUUGAAGAGUCAUCCCCUCAGCCACGAGUUCCUCUCCUACAGUCGGAGGACGAAAAGGAACAAGAUUACAUUUCGUCGUUGCCUCGGGUUGCAGAGCCUGUCUCUUUUCCAAUCACAAUCCCGAGCUCCACCUCACAUGUGCUGCCUCACUCUCAGUCUGUAGGCCCAGGGGAAUCUGCCCCUCCAAAAGCCGAUGAGGCAUCCAGCUCCAUGCCUGAGAACAAAGAGGCCCCUAAGGUAACCGCAGACAUGCCUGAACAGAGCAAUGUUCCUUGGGCCUCUGGCUCGGUCCCUGCUGUUGAGGUCCUAGCAGAGAGCAUGUAUGGUGACUUUGAGGCAGCCAUGGACCACCUGCGCUACCGGCUAAUCGCUACCAGGAACCCAGAGGAGAUUCGAGGGGGUGGCUUGUUAAAAUACAGCAACCUGUUGGUCAGGGACUACCGACCGGCCAGUGAGACUCAGAUAAAGACACUGGAGCGCUACAUGUGCUCACGCUUUUUCAUCGAUUUCCCCGACGUGCAGGAGCAGCAGAGGAAGAUCCUGUCCUACUUGAAGAACCACUUCAUUGGUGAAGAAAGAAGCAAGUACCAGUACCUGAUGACGCUGCGUCGCGUGGUAGACGACAGCACGGUGUGUCUGAUGGGACACGAGAGGCGUCAGACGCUGAACAUGAUCACGGUGCUGGCACUGAAGGUUCUGGGAGAGCAGAACAUUAUCCCUAACACAGACCAUGUGACAUGCUUCUACCAGCCUGCCCCGUACCUUGCUGAGCACAGUGCCCCUUAUCUAGCAGAACCCAGCUACUGCAGCUACUACAUACCCCAAGGGGGAUCAACUCUGCUUUACCAACCUUACCCCUUACACCUGAGCACACAGACUGGACUAGUCUGAAACACACAAACACACACUUAAUUACACAUAAGACAUAAUCGUGCAAGGGGAAGGUGCUCUGCCAUGAUGAAAGAGCUGGAGAAUGGAAAUAUAAUCCAGGGAUAAACUGUUUGGUCUAUAAUAGACUUGUGGGGGUGGGAUUGAGUGGGUUUUUACAGUAAACUCCCAGAGUACUCUGUAAGGUCCUAACAUGAUUAUAUGUAAUUAUCUGGGCUUUGUGGGAAAAUAAUAAUUCUUCCGAUAUUGUUGAAAUUCCAGAAAAUGCUGUAUGCACUGCAUGAGUCAUAGCCCUUUGGUCUCCCUGGGAAACCAACUGCGCUGUUGACAUUCACACAUGCACGGACACACACAAAACACACACACACACAAACACAGACAGACACACACACACACACACACACACACACACACACACACACACACACACACACACACACACACACACACACACACACACACGUGCAAACACACUUCCAGGUUCUUGAAUUGUUGUACACUCUUUUCAUGUUCUUACUGUGUUGUUCUUAAUGGGUUUGUUCAGAACGUGGACCUUGCCUGUGGUUGAUAUUGUGCAUGGAUAAAUUAGGACUGUUCUCUCACUGCCAAAUACUGUGUGACUACUAUGCUUCUUAAACAGUUUAAUGUAACUUUGUUAUUCCUUUACUCAAGGGGGUGUAUUCUGAAAAAAUACUGAGGGACAAGUCUACCGGUGUGUACAGUAUUUUCAUCAAAACACACGCAUGCACAACACAUACACCCAAAUACACAUAUAUACAUACAAACAAAGAAACGUGCAGUCUACUGUAUGCACACAGAGUUGGACAACGCAUGAGUAGCUAAAUAUAUAGAUCACAUCCCGAAGUCAAAGCAAAGGCUUUUAAUUUAAUAAAAAUUGAUCUAUUUUUGCAAGACUUUCCAAGAUAAUACUCAGUGGUAAACAGACUGGUUAGUUCCUACAUGAAAAUGCCAACAACAAUGCCUUUGCAAUAGACUGUACAGCGUAUUGAUUACAGUAUAUUGUGUGCGAAUACACUGCAUUGUUUCAGGUAAAUUGUGUUAAGAUGUAGUGCUUGAUUUCUUUCCCUUGUGGAGUCUUUUCUGUAAUCACGUGAAGUACUGUACCAUCUAGUGUUGAUUUAUUUAAUGCUAAAGUUUGCUCUAUGGAGGUGGUCAGGUUAUAACCAUCUUUGGGUCAUCUCUAAACAUGGCAGAUGCAGAUCUGUCCAAACUGAAAGAAAUUACAUUUAGACUUGUAGGGACUCCUCUCAGCAUGAAUCAGCAUUCUCUAAUUCACUCAGUCCGAAUCAACAAGUUCAAAUCCACCUCAAACCUGUUUGAAUCUAAGUUUAAAAGCCGUGCAACAGCAACUAUGACCAAAGAUGGUUCGGUAGGGAAAUCAAGUGCCUAAAUGUGAGACAUGAUUGGCAUGUCUUUAUCUCACUGCACUGGGGGUGUUAAUGGGGUGGGCUUGGGGCUGGGUUGGGUGUGUGUUCAGUUGUUGACCCCUGUUAUUGCUGCCUGUUUUGAUGUCUUCUUUAAUGUAGUCCUUUGUUGUAGUUUGUUCAUGUACAUUUUGAUAAAAAAUAAAGGGGAACCCAACAAACCUUCA
Molecule: messenger RNA, 5702 nt
Organism: Seriola aureovittata
Lineage: Eukaryota; Metazoa; Chordata; Actinopteri; Carangiformes; Carangidae
Gene: tent5d
Product: mucin-2
Exons: 3
Coding region: 326-4093 (1255 amino acids)
Biological process (GO): mRNA stabilization
Molecular function (GO): RNA binding; poly(A) RNA polymerase activity
Source: RefSeq, a predicted model, not a curated record